This is a messenger RNA of Dentiscutata erythropus, 684 nucleotides long. Lineage: Eukaryota; Fungi; Glomeromycota; Glomeromycetes; Diversisporales; Gigasporaceae. The record is from the annotation of a GenBank genome assembly.
AUGAAUUCAAGCACAUUCGAAACUGAACAACUUUUACCAACAGGAGAGGAAAAUAAACAUGAAAAACGACACGAACUUCAAGAUCGAACCAAAGAAUUUCUCCACUCCCGUCGAACACAUUUGUUCAUUCUUUUCUUGGUCUUCGCAGAUUUCCUCUGCGUUCUGACAACGAUUGUGAUCACAUUUCUUUGGCCAGAAAUAGAGCGAGAAGAACAUUACAUAUUUGAAGUUUUAUCACUAAUUGCUUUCACUAUCGAUUGUGUCUUUAUUGUUGAAAUUUCCUUGCAUCUCUUCGCGUUUGGACUAAGCUAUUACUUUAAGGGAUCCAAUUGGUUUGUUCAUUUAUUCGAUGCUACUGUUGUUAUUGCAACAUUUCUCUUAGAGAUAUUUUUAAAAGGAAAAGACAGAGAGGCUGCAGGACUGUUAAUUAUUUUUAGGUUAUGGAGAUUGAUUAAGAUGCUUGGUGCUGUUGCAGUUGGUAUGGGCGAAUAUUAUGAUGAACGAUGUGAUAAUUUGAGAAAAAAAGCAGAAGAAUUAGAAAAAGAGUUGAGCAUAGUUUUGGAUGAGGUUGAGAAAAUUGCCAAUGAGGAUAUGUGGGAUGAGAAUAGGAGAGCAAGAGUUUUUCGUAGAACUUCGGUUGGUGGAAGCAAAGAAAAUAUUUCUGUUGAUGUUGUACAUGAGUAA